AUGGCAACUGAAGAGAGAGUAAAAAUGCUAGUUGCUGCAAGAAAAGACAUUUAUGAAGAUGUCAUUGCCUUGUCUAAACUGCAAAUUCCACUAGGCGAUUACGUUCAACCCCCGCAUAAUAGAACAGCCUUCUGGUACAGUUGUAGAAAUGGAAAUUUAAAAAUAGCUAGAAUAAUUUUAAAAAAGGGGAGUAACAUAAAUCAUAAGGAUGUUAAUGGGAUAUCACCCCUUCAUAUUUGUUCCAAAUACGGACAUACACAUAUAGCUAAAUUUCUUAUUGAAAACAAUGCCGAUAUAAACAUUAAAGAUAAUGAAGGACAAACCCCUAUAUUUUACGCCAUAAUAAAUAAACAUUAUGAUAUUGUUAAACUGUUAAUAGAGAGCGGUGUUGAUGUGAAAAUGAAAGACCAGAAUAAUGCAAGUGUGUAUGAUUACGCGGACUUCACUGGAAAGACAAAAUUAUCCACCUAUAUAUUAUAUAAAAGUAACGAGAUAAUUGUUAAAGAUUCAAAGGGAGCGUUAAAUAUAGAUUAA
Messenger RNA from Plasmodium malariae, 534 nucleotides. Its product is annotated as ankyrin-repeat protein, putative. The record is from RefSeq and is a predicted model, not a curated record. The coding region runs from base 1 to 534 and encodes 177 amino acids. Gene Ontology annotation, molecular function: protein binding. NCBI's taxonomy places the organism in Eukaryota, Apicomplexa, Aconoidasida, Haemosporida, Plasmodiidae. The transcript has 8 exons.